This is a messenger RNA of Zalophus californianus (California sea lion), 4352 nucleotides long. It is a transcript of the gene RIPOR1, whose product is annotated as RHO family interacting cell polarization regulator 1. The record is from RefSeq and is a predicted model, not a curated record. NCBI's taxonomy places the organism in Eukaryota, Metazoa, Chordata, Mammalia, Carnivora, Otariidae. The coding region runs from base 236 to 4060 and encodes 1274 amino acids. The transcript has 22 exons.
CCUGGGCCCACCCCAGCCUCUCGGGGGAGAAAGUAAGCAGAACUGAGCAUCAGGGAGCAGGAGUAUUUAUGGGAUGGGGGAGCACCCAGCCCUUCCAAUGCCCACUAGUCCCUGGGCAUGGUAGCCUCUAUUUAGGCUGGAGGUAGAUGAAGGAAAUUCAAGGAAAAGAUACUGGCGGCGGGAAAGGACCAACACCAGGGAGAUUCAGCCAUGGAGCCCCGCGCGGACUCAUUCCAUGAUGUCCCUGUCGGUGCGGCCGCAGCGCCGCCUGCUCAGCGCCCGGGUCAGUAGGAGCCAGUCCUUCGCAGGCGUCCUCGGCAGCCACGAGCGGGGGCCCAGGAGCUUCCCGGCCUUCAGUCCCCCGGGGCCCCCACGGAAGCCCCCAGCGCUCUCCCGAGUCUCCAGGAUGUUUUCUGUGGCGCACCCAGCCCCUAAGGUCCCGCAGCCGGAGCGGCUGGACCUAGUGUACACUGCGCUCAAGCAGGGCCUGACGGCCUAUUUGGAAGUGCACCAGCAGGAGCAGGAGAAACUCCAGGGACAGAUUAGGGAGUCCAAGAGGAAUUCCCGCCUGGGCUUCCUGUAUGACUUGGACAAGCAAGUCAAGUCCAUUGAACGCUUCCUGCGACGGUUGGAGUUCCAUGCCAGCAAGAUUGACGAGCUAUAUGAGGCAUACUGUGUCCAGCGACGUCUCCGGGAUGGUGCCUACAACAUGGUCCGUGCCUACAGCACUGGGUCCCCGGGGAGCCGCGAGGCCCGGGACAGCCUGGCUGAGGCCACUCGAGGGCAUCGCGAGUACACAGAGAGCAUGUGUCUGCUGGAGAGUGAGCUCGAGGCACAGCUGGGCGAGUUCCAUCUCCGGAUGAAAGGGCUGGCUGGCUUCGCCAGGCUGUGUGUGGGCGAUCAGUAUGAGAUCUGCAUGAAAUAUGGGCGGCAGCGCUGGAAACUACGGGGCCGAAUUGAGGGUAGCGGAAAGCAGGUGUGGGACAGUGAGGAAACCGUCUUUCUUCCUCUGCUCACGGAAUUCCUGUCCAUCAAGGUAACAGAACUAAAGGGUCUGGCCAACCAUGUGGUUGUAGGCAGUGUCUCCUGUGAGACCAAGGACCUGUUUGCUGCCCUGCCCCAAGUUGUGGCUGUGGACAUCAAUGACCUUGGCACCAUCAAGCUCAGCUUGGAAGUCACAUGGAGCCCCUUCGACAAGGAUGACCAGCCCUCAACUGCUUCCACUGUCAAUAAGGCCUCAACAGUCACCAAGCGCUUCUCCACCUAUAGCCAGAGCCCACCAGACACACCCUCACUUCGGGAACAGGCCUUUUACAAUAUGCUGAGGCGGCAGGAGGAGCUAGAGAAUGGGACGGCAUGGUCCCUAUCAUCUGAAUCUUCAGACGACUCAUCUAGCCCCCAGCUUUCAGGCACUGCCCGCCACUCUUCAGCCCCCAGGCCUCUGGUGCAGCAGCCUGAACCUCUGCCUCUUCAAGUCGCCUUCCGUAGGCCUGAGACCCCCACCUCUAGGCCCAUGGAUGAAGAGGGCGCCAUGGCCCCAGCCCUGGCCAAUGGGCAUGCCCCCUACAGCCGGACUCUGAGCCACAUCAGUGAGGCCAGUGUGGACGCUGCCUUGGCUGAGGCUUCAGUGGAGGCUCUGGGUCUAGAAAAUCUAGCUUGGGGACCUAGCCUGCCUGCACACCCAGAUCCCACCCAUGGGGAGCCACCUGGUCCUGUUCCUUCUGCUGUGGACCCUUGCCAUUCUGCCAUAAGCCCCACCCUCAGUACAACAGGCCCUGCCCACACAUCUACAGAUCCUGCCCUGUCUGCACAUCUAGACUUGGUUCACAAGGUCACAGACUCUAGCUCUUCCCAACUGCCAGGCCCCACCCACACCACUACAGGCUCGACCUAUAAUGCCAUUAGCCCUAGCCACAGUGCUCUAAGCGCCACUCACACUACCACAGGUUCCACCCACAAGCCCACGGUCUCUACCCCCUUGACUACGGGCUCUACCCCCAGUGCCACAACCCGAGUCCAGACCACCACAAGACCCACUGAUGAAGCAAUGCUUUCCGCUCUCACUACCAUAGGUCCUACCCCCGAUACUACAGGCCCUGUCCAGACCAUCACAAGCCCUGUCCACACUGCCGCAAGCCUGACCCAUACUACUGCAAGCCCCACCCAUACCACUACAAGCCCCACCCAUACCACUACAAGCCCCACCCAUGCCACUACAAGCCCCACCCACACUACUGCAAGCCCCACCCACACUACCACAAGCCCCCCCAAUACCACUGCAGGCACCCCCCAUACCACUACAAGCCCUACUCACAAAGCCAGGAUGUCAACUCACACUGCUACAAGUCCUACCCCCAAAGCUAAGGGCCCAGUCCAGACCACCAGGAUCCCCACCGAUCCUGUCACAAGCCCCACUCUACUAACUGUAAGCUCUUCUACUUGCCUAGACCAUGCCGUGCUUCCCAGCCUCUCUACAAACACAGACCCCGCCCUCCCAGUUACCCUCACCCUGUCCUGCAGCUACCCAGCCUCCACUCCUUGCACUCAGGCAGACCCUACAGCCCCCAGUACCUCCUACCCAGGCGCCGCCUCAUCCAGUUGGGAACCCCGCACAGGUCCUUCCCCAGACCCCCCAGAGCCCAUCCUCCAGAGCCCAAGUCCCCCUCCCUCACCUCUAGCCCCUGUGCCCCAGCAUUUAGACCUUAGCCCGGCCGUGGCCACCCGGGCCCCAGUUCCAGGGGCAACUGGAGGGGCUGGGGAUAGGAGGCUGGAAGAGGCCCUGGGGGCCCUCAUGGCUGCUCUGGAUGACUAUCGUGGCCAGUUCCCUGAGCUGCAGGGCCUGGAGCAGGAGGUGACCCGGCUGGAGAGUCUGCUCAUGCAGAGACAAGGCCUGACUCGCAGCCGGGCCUCCAGCCUUAGUAUCACUGUGGAACAUGCCCUGGAGAGCUUCAGCUUCCUCAACGAGGAUGAAGAUGACGACAUGGAUGGUCCUGGAGACAGGCCCCCAAACAGCCUGGAGCCUGGGGCUGAGGACAGCCUUGACUUACCCAGUGCCCGCCCCCUCAGCACGGAGUGUCCAGCUCUGGACGCUGCCUUGGUCCAGCACCUGUACCACUGCAGCCGCCUCCUGCUGAAACUGGGCACAUUUGGGCCCCUGCGCUGCCAGGAGGCAUGGGCCCUGGAGCGGCUACUGAGGGAGGCCAGAGUGCUGGAGGCCGUAUGCGAGCUUAGCAGGCGAUGGGAAAUCCCUGCCACCUCUGCACAGGAAGUGGUGCAGUUCUCAGCCUCCCGGCCCGGCUUCCUGACCUUCUGGGACCAGUGCACAGAGGGACUCAGCCCCUUCAUCUGCCCUGUGGAGCGAGUGCUCCUCACCUUCUGCAAUCAGUACAGUGCCCGUCUCUCCCUGCGCCAGCCAGGCCUAGCUGAGGCUGUGUGUGUCAAGUUCCUGGAGGAUGCCCUGGGGCAGAAGCUGCCCAGGAGGCCCCACCCAGGCCCUGGAGAGCAGUUCACGGUCUUCCAGUUCUGGAGUUACGUCGAAGCCUUGGAUAGCCCCUCCAUGGAGGCCUAUGUGACUGAAACCGCUGAGGAGGUGUUACUGGUGCGGAAUUUGAACUCAGAUGACCAAGCUGUUGUGCUGAAGGCCCUGAGGUUGGCGCCCGAGGGGCGGCUGCAAAAGGAUGGGCUUCGGGCCCUCAGCUCCCUGCUGGUCCAUGGCAACAACAAGGUCAUGGCUGCUGUCAGCACCCAGCUCCGGAGCCUAUCACUGGGCCCUGUCUUUCGGGAACGGGCCCUGCUCUGCUUCCUGGACCAGCUCGAGGAUGAGGAUGUACAGACGAGAGUGGCCGGCUGCCUGGCCCUGGGCUGCAUCAAGGCUCCUGAGGGCAUUGAGCCCCUGGUGUACCUGUGCCAAACGGACACAGAAGCUGUGAGGGAAGCUGCUCGGCAGAGCCUGCAACAGUGUGGGGAAGAGGGGCAGUCUGCCCAUCGCCGGCUGGAGGAAUCACUGGACGCCCUGCCCCACAUCUUUGGGCCUGGCAGCAUGGCCAGCACGGCAUUCUAGAUUCCCUCCCCGCUGGCUCCCAGUGCCCCUUCCCCCUCACUUUCAGGGCUUAUCAGGCACUGGCAGGGAGGGUGAGGGCUGGCUCCAGACACCUCUCGCCCACAGAUUCCCAUCAGUGAAAAUCUAAUAUAUUCUUCCGUUGCCCUUGGGUUGGCAGUCAGUGCCUGCAGUCAAGUGCCUCCCAGCCUCGGCUCAGCACACUUGCCACAAAUCAGUGUCCUACCACAUCCCUUGGUUUUAUAUUUUAUUUACAGAGUUUUACAGAAAAUAAAAAAGCAAAAUGCCUUUCCUA